Molecule: messenger RNA, 719 nt
Organism: Triticum dicoccoides
Lineage: Eukaryota; Viridiplantae; Streptophyta; Magnoliopsida; Poales; Poaceae
Product: 60S acidic ribosomal protein P2A-like
Exons: 1
Coding region: 61-399 (112 amino acids)
Biological process (GO): cytoplasmic translational elongation
Cellular component (GO): cytosolic large ribosomal subunit; ribosome
Molecular function (GO): structural constituent of ribosome
Source: RefSeq, a predicted model, not a curated record
CCGAUCCGUCGCGUCCAGCAACACCAACGCAGCCGCCGACGCCUUUGCUUCGAGUUCGAGAUGAGGUUCGUCGCCGCGUACCUGCUCGCCACCCUGGGCGGCAACUCGAGCCCGACCAAGGACGACGUCCGAGCCAUCCUCGGCUCCGUGGGCGCCGAGGUGGAGGAGGGCAAGCUCGACGCCCUCUUCAAGGAGGUGGAGGGCAAGGACCUGGCCGAGCUCCUCGCCGCCGGCAGGGAGAAGUUCGCCUUUGCGCCCAGUGGCGGCGCCGGGGCGGCCAUGGGCGCGUCCCCCGUCGCCGCCGGUGACGCUGCCGAGGAGAAGAAGGAGAAGGCCCAGGAGAAGAAGGAAGAGGAGGAGGAGGAGGAGGACCUCGACAUGUUCAGCCUCUUCGACUGAGCGACCCACCGCGCCGUGCCGAUCGAUCUGCCGGCUCUUUACCGUAGCUAGUACAGUAUCUGUGUAUCCGUGAUCUGCUGUACUCCCUCCGUUCGCUUUUAUAAGGCGUUUCAGACAGCUGGGUUUAAACUGUUUAGUACACUGUCUGAAUUUGCUAAAACGUUUUAUAUAAGUAAACAGAGGGAGUACUUUUUUUAGGGACGUAAUUUGUUGUACUUCGUUUGGUGGUAGCACUUUUUUUAUUAGGGGCGUAAUAUAUGUAUUGGGAGAUUUUAGAUGUUGUUGAGAUUAGAAAUAUAUUUAACCGUGUCCUGAUGGCA